Molecule: messenger RNA, 651 nt
Organism: Peronospora matthiolae
Lineage: Eukaryota; Oomycota; Peronosporomycetes; Peronosporales; Peronosporaceae
Source: the annotation of a GenBank genome assembly
AUGUACGAAGGGAUUGACAACCUGAAAUCCCUUUACGACCGUGCCGGGAAGACUUUCUCCGGCGGUCCUUCUGCGGCACAGGAUGUGCCGCGUCGUACUGCUCAACCAGACCCAGUACGUCAACCAUCAGUUGGUAGCGGGGCUCCCGAGUAUCCCAGGACGGGGGAUAGCAGCGCCACUGGACGAGAUAACUCGUCCGACGUCCGUUCACGUCGCGAUGGUUCAACAUCUGCUCAACCAGAUAGCGCUGGCCACCGCGAGAGUCCUCUAAUGGAGGUGGAGGAGGAGGAAAGACGCUCUCCACACGAUCAUGGGGAUCCGUGUGUUCCCGAGAGCUUCUUUGAUCGCGUAACGCAAGGGUUACGCAACGAUCUCGAACAUGAGCGGGACAGGCGUCUCCAAAUGGCGGACACUGUCUUGAAGCAUCGACAUGAGUUCGCCUUUGCUCAGCUUGAGAACGAGAGAGCUUUGACAUUUUUGGUUGACGAGCUAAGGGUAGCUCGUGUGGAAAUCGACCGGUCUAGGGAUGAGAUAGCUGCUCUUCAGACCCUUGUUGAUGCCCACCAUCGGGAGCACAAGGCUCUCUGCGAGAUGCUUGAGCGCAAGGGCGUUCUUCAUCGGAAGAAGCAGCGUACUGAUGGUACGACUUAA